UAUACUCACCCACCACUGUCACUCCUUUUUCAUAUAUACCUUGCUUUCGUCUCUUUGCUUUCUUCACCGUGUCACAGUCCCAUUUCCCCAAUUUGAUCGCUUCUGCAACUCUUUUGGUUUUCUGGGUCUGUUAAAGUUUUAAGCUUUCCCAAUUUCUAGGCAGCCAUGAACGCCCUCGCCGCAACAAGCCGUAACUUCAAGAACGCCGCACGACUUCUUGGGCUGGAUGCUAAGAUUGAGAAGAGUCUUUUGAUCCCCUUCAGGGAGAUCAAGGUGGAGUGCACGAUUCCCAAGGAUGAUGGAACCUUGGUUUCGUACGUUGGAUUUAGGGUGCAGCAUGAUAAUGCACGUGGGCCCAUGAAGGGAGGGAUCAGAUAUCAUCCUGAGGUUGAUCCAGAUGAAGUAAAUGCCCUGGCUCAACUUAUGACAUGGAAGACUGCUGUGGCAGACAUUCCAUAUGGUGGAGCAAAGGGUGGAAUUGGAUGCACCCCAAGGGAGUUGAGUAAGAGUGAGUUGGAGCGCCUGACUCGUGUCUUCACUCAGAAAAUCCAUGAUCUCAUUGGAAUUCACACUGAUGUUCCUGCACCUGAUAUGGGCACCAACGCUCAAACUAUGGCAUGGAUUUUAGAUGAGUACUCCAAAUUUCAUGGUCACUCACCAGCUGUUGUCACUGGAAAACCAAUUGAUCUUGGAGGAUCUCUAGGUAGGGAGGCCGCAACUGGACGCGGUGUUGUUUUUGGAACAGAAGCUUUGCUAGCAGAACAUGGGAAGUCAGUGAAAGGCUUGACUUUUGUUAUUCAGGGUUUUGGAAAUGUGGGAUCCUGGGCAGCAAGGCUCUUGCAUGAGAGAGGCGGGAAGGUUAUUGCUGUUAGUGACAUCACUGGUGCAGUUACUAACCCCAAUGGAUUAGAUAUCCCUGCGUUGGUUAAGCAUAAAGAGGACACUGGGAGUUUGUUAAACUUCAGUGGUGGAGAUAUGAUGAACCCUACUGAACUGCUUACAAAGGAAUGUGAUGUCCUUAUCCCUUCUGCUCUGGGUGGGGUUCUGAACAGGGAUAAUGCUUCAUCAGUGAGAGCCAAGUUCAUAGUUGAGGCAGCAAAUCAUCCUACUGAUCCUGAAGCAGAUGAGAUUUUAUCUAAGAAAGGAGUCAUCAUUCUCCCAGAUAUAUAUGCAAAUGCUGGUGGUGUGACUGUCAGCUACUUUGAGUGGGUUCAGAAUAUUCAAGGUUUCAUGUGGGAAGAAGAGAAGGUGAAUAACGAGCUUCAGAGGUACAUGACUCGGGCCUUCCAUAACAUCAAGAACAUGUGCAAGACUCAUGAUUGUAAUCUCAGAAUGGGUGCCUUCACAUUGGGUGUAAACCGGGUAGCCCGCGCAACUCUCUUGAGGGGUUGGGAAGCAUGAGGAGCUUUUCAAAUCACAACCUGUUUAGCAGUUUUUCUCUUUCCCUCUUUCGUAGGAUCACAGCCUAAAAACACAGCUUGGAAUCCGUUCUUAGUUGCCUUAAACAUUCCUGUUAUAUUUUUCCACCGUUGUGACAUUUUUUGGUGAGGUUUUGUAUGCCUUAGGGGGAUUGAUUUAUUCUGAAAAUUCGGUCUCAAUGUGUCUGAAAAUAUUGAGAACCAUUAUGCAAUUUAGUUUAAAGUUGUAUCUUUA
This is a messenger RNA of Rosa chinensis, 1653 nucleotides long. Its product is annotated as glutamate dehydrogenase 2. Gene Ontology annotation, molecular function: L-glutamate dehydrogenase (NAD+) activity. NCBI's taxonomy places the organism in Eukaryota, Viridiplantae, Streptophyta, Magnoliopsida, Rosales, Rosaceae. Gene Ontology annotation, cellular component: mitochondrion. The transcript has 8 exons. The coding region runs from base 166 to 1401 and encodes 411 amino acids. Gene Ontology annotation, biological process: L-glutamate catabolic process. The record is from RefSeq and is a predicted model, not a curated record.